This is a messenger RNA of Dicentrarchus labrax (European seabass), 3243 nucleotides long. It is a transcript of the gene crata, whose product is annotated as carnitine O-acetyltransferase a. The transcript is spliced from 14 exons. The record is from RefSeq and is a predicted model, not a curated record. NCBI's taxonomy places the organism in Eukaryota, Metazoa, Chordata, Actinopteri, Moronidae. Gene Ontology annotation, cellular component: peroxisome. The coding region runs from base 172 to 2085 and encodes 637 amino acids. Gene Ontology annotation, biological process: carnitine metabolic process, CoA-linked. Gene Ontology annotation, molecular function: carnitine O-acetyltransferase activity.
GACAGACAGACACUGCGGGAGGAGUCAGAGGCAGCCGGUCUCCGCGGGGGUCUGCUGGGGGAAAAAGCUCAAAGCGAACAGUGUGUGCUGGACUUUGAGCACUGACGGACCUCGGACUGCGGGGUGUGCGGGGUGUGCGGGGUGUGCGGUGGGCGGCUCUUUGGAGGCACAAUGUGGGGCAUUUGCAGCAGAACGAUGGUGAAGGUGGGGAUGGUGAAACCCUGCGGCUUAAUGAAACCCUGUCACUUGGUGAAGCCUGUAUCAGCAACUCGGGUCUCCGGGAGAUAUCUGACCCACCAGAGGGGACUGCCCGGUCUGCCCGUCCCCCCUCUGCAGCAGACAUGUGAGCGCUAUAUUGGCGCCCUGGAGCCCAUUGUGGAGGUGGACGAGCUGAAGCACACCAACGAGCUGGUGGACGAGUUUCAGAAGGCAGGGGGGAUCGGGGAGAGACUGCAGAGAGGACUGGAAAAGAGAGCGAGUAACACCGAGAACUGGCUGUCAGAGUGGUGGGUGCAGGUUGCUUACCUCGAGUACCGGCUGCCUGUGGUGGUUCAUUCAAGUCCUGGGCUGGUCUUGCCCCGCAUGAACUUCAGGGAUAAGCAGGGACAAAUAAGGUUUGCUGCCAAACUGAUAGCGGGUGUUUUGGACUUUAAGACAAUGAUUGACAAUGAGACACUACCAGUUGAAUAUCUGGGAGGGAAGCCCCUGUGUAUGAAUCAGUACUAUGAAGUGCUGUCGUCCUGCCGGAUACCCGGUCUGAAGAGAGACUCUAUUGUGAACCACGCCAAGAGCUCCAGGCCCUGCAAACACAUCACAGUAGUCCACAACUUUCAGUUCUUUGUGUUGGACGUGUACAACAGUGAUGGAACUCCACUGACAUCCGAUCAGCUCUGCGUUCAGCUGGAGAGGAUCUGCAGCUCCUCACCGCAGGCCGACGUGGAGCCUGUGGGCAUCCUUACCACCCACCAUCGCGACUCCUGGGGCAAGGCCUACGUCAACCUCAUCAAGGAUAAGACCAACAAAGAAUCCGUGUCAGCUAUCCAAAGGAGCAUCUUCACCCUGUGUUUGGACGGAGCCAUGCCUCGAGUGUCUGAUGACACCUACCGUAGCUCUGCCGCCGUCCAGAUGCUGCACGGAGGAGGCAGCCAGUGGAACAGUGGCAACCGCUGGUUUGACAAGACGCUGCAGUUUAUUAUCGGAGAGGACGGGACGUGCGGUGCGAACUACGAGCAUGCCCCAGCUGAGGGCCCACCCAUAGUGGCCUUGAUCGACCACGUUGUAGAAUACACGAGGAAGCCAGAGAUGGUUCGGUCUCCCAUGGUCCCUUUGCACAUGCCCAGGAAACUGCACUUCAACAUCACGCCUGAGAUUAAGAAGGACAUUGAGGAAGCCAAGCACCACAUGAACACACUGGCCCAAGACCUGGAUAUGAGAGUCAUAGUAUUUGGCCACUUUGGGAAAAAUGUCCCGAAGGCCCACAAGAUGAGCCCUGAUGCUUUUAUACAGGUAGCCCUACAGCUGGCUUACUACAGGAUGUACAAGUGCUGCUGUGCCACAUAUGAGAGCGCCUCCCUGCGUAUGUUCAGACUGGGCCGUACCGACACAAUCCGAUCAGCCUCAAGCGCCUCGGCCUCCUUCGUCAAGGCCUUCGACGAGCCCGGCAAACAGAACACAGAGAAGGUUGAUCUAUUGGUGAACGCCGUGAAAGCACACAGGUCAUACACUAACAUUGCUAUCAGUGGCCAGGCCAUAGACAGACACCUUCUGGGCCUUAAGAUGGUGGCUAUUGAGGAAAAACUACCCAUACCUGCAAUCUUCACAGACACUGCCUACGCCAAAGCCUUACACUAUCGGCUAUCUACAAGUCAGGUACCGUCCAAGACUGACUGCGUCAUGUGCUUCGGCCCCGUCGUGUCCGAUGGAUACGGCGUGUGCUACAAUCCCAUGAACGAUCACAUCAACUUCGCGGUGUCGUCUUUCAACACCUGCGAAGAAACCAGCGCAGCGCGUCUGGCCCGGGCCGUGGAGGGGGCGCUGCUGGACAUGAGGACACUGCUGGAACAAACCCCGAGAGCCAAACUGUGAAGCUCCAGAGUAUACUGAACGUCUUCAUGGAUGAAAUGGACGAUACGGUGCUGCCUCCUAAUGAGUCACACUCGAUAGGAAGACCGUUCUUUGUGUGAUUGAGUGACACUUGACCCUACCGCUGCAGCUGGUAGUCUGAACUAGUAUUCUGUUUUUCCCAGCAUGUUAUUGAUCAGCAUUGUGCACUUUAAAUCAUGCUGUGUAAUGUGGUACAAUCCACACACACUUUAAAUUAAUAUUGAUGCACUCUUCUCUGCUUCAAAGAGUAACUGAAAUAUCAACAGAAAUGAUCUACUUGAUGGAUAUUUUCUGAUUUUAUCACCCACGAGUCAGCCCUGUUUUGUCUGGUUUAUGCCUCUGUGCCUUCGACCUCCAUUGUUGCCUAAAAACUACUAAAGUCACUGGGCUGCACUGCUGCAUUAGGUGACAUUUUGUUUCAUUCAUAGGUGGCAAUAGUACUCACAUUGUUUACUCCAGUAGAAGUAGUAGUAAACUCAGGUAAAAUUAGAAGUACUGAAUCAACUUUGUUACUCAAGUAAAAGUGAGUAAGUACAGGCGCUGAAAUGUAAUCAAAUACUCUGAGUGGCUGAUGGUGAAACUAUUGUAUGCAGCAUAAUAAGUGGAUAUUACAGCAUCCUGCUUUAGCUUUCAUUUAGUGGGUACAAAGAUUACAUAACAGACCCUAUCUUGUAUCCAUCCUCUUUUAUUCUGAAGGUCCGGUUCGGAAGUCUUAUCACUUCCUUUGAACGGUUCCGUUCUGUAGAUUUUUUUUUUGUUUUGUUUUUAUACCUCACAGAGCGUGCAGUAUAUUGAUUUAUGGGCAUUUCUACCAUAUGACUCCCAGCAGGCUCUGUGUGGUUUACAUAUUUUAAUUUCAAAUCAUUUGUAAACUGCAAAAUCACUGGAUCUUCCUCAGAUGGAAAUGUCAGAUGAGACUUUUGUUGGCCAGUUAGCAUUUCAUCCAUGUUUGUUGUGUAAGGAAAUAUAAUUAAUCUGAAUGUAGAAAUGAGGCUGAUGACACCGGGAGAACAAUCGAGCAGAAACAUUGCAUAAUAAUGGGGAGUGUGUGAUGGGGGAGGGAGAGGGGAGGAGGUUAUUGAUGGUUGUUGCUCAAAUUGUUCAACACUUCCCAAAUGAAAUGCUUAUUUUCUGAAAGCA